AUGGCUUCCCGUACAUUCUCGAGAGCAGCUCUUCGCUCGUCCUUGGCCAAACAACUCACCGGUGCUUCAGCUCGUCGCACCUUUGUCUCUGCCCUCAAUGCUUCUGCCAGACCGACUGUUGCCCGCGCUGCUGUGGCAUCGAGUCAACAGGUCAGAGGUGUAAAGACAAUUGACUUUGCCGGCACCAAGGAGGAUGUCUAUGAGAGAGCAGACUGGCCUGCUGCCAAGCUCCAAGAUUACUUCAAAAAUGACACAAUGGCAAUCAUUGGAUACGGGUCGCAAGGCCACGCCCAGUCCUUGAACAUGCGUGAUCAGGGCCUCAACGUUGUUGUCGGUGUACGAAAGAACGGUCAAUCAUGGAAGGAUGCUCAACAAGACGGCUGGGUCCCAGGAAAGAACCUCUUCGAUGUUGAUGAGGCCAUCUCCAAGGGAACCAUCAUCAUGAACUUGCUCAGUGAUGCUGCCCAGAGUGAGACCUGGCCCGCAAUCAAGCCCCAGAUCACCAAGGGAAAGACUCUCUAUUUCUCUCACGGUUUCUCCCCAGUCUUCAAGGACCAGACUAAGGUCGAGGUUCCCGCCGAUGUCGAUGUUAUCCUCGUUGCCCCCAAGGGUUCCGGCCGAACUGUUCGAACUCUGUUCCGCGAGGGACGUGGUAUCAACUCCUCUAUCGCUGUCUACCAAGAUUUCACUGGCAAUGCCAAGGAGAAGGCAAUUGCUCUCGGUGUUGGUGUUGGCAGUGGUUACCUCUACGAGACCACCUUCGAGAAGGAAGUUUACUCUGACUUGUACGGUGAGCGUGGUUGCUUGAUGGGUGGUAUUCACGGCAUGUUCCUUGCACAAUACGAGGUUCUCCGUGAGCAAGGCCACAGUCCCAGCGAGGCCUUCAACGAGACCGUCGAGGAGGCUACCCAAUCCCUGUACCCCUUGAUUGGUGCCAACGGUAUGGACUGGAUGUACGAGGCGUGCUCUACCACUGCCCGUCGUGGUGCCAUUGACUGGAGCGGAAAGUUCAAGGAUGCCUUGAAGCCCGUCUUCAACGAUUUAUACGACUCUGUCAAGACCGGAAAGGAGACUCAGCGAUCCCUUGAAUUCAACUCCCAGCCAGAUUACCGUGAGAAGUAUGAGGUAGAGAUGAAGGAGAUUCGUGAUUUGGAGAUCUGGAGAGCAGGAAAGGCCGUCCGAUCUCUCCGUCCUGAGAACCAGAAGUAA
Molecule: messenger RNA, 1209 nt
Organism: Lachnellula hyalina
Lineage: Eukaryota; Fungi; Ascomycota; Leotiomycetes; Helotiales; Lachnaceae
Gene: ilv-2
Product: Ketol-acid reductoisomerase, mitochondrial
Exons: 5
Coding region: 1-1209 (402 amino acids)
Biological process (GO): L-valine biosynthetic process
Cellular component (GO): mitochondrion
Molecular function (GO): ketol-acid reductoisomerase activity
Source: RefSeq, a predicted model, not a curated record